Thyridium curvatum is the source of this 1008-nucleotide messenger RNA. RefSeq lists its product as uncharacterized. The coding region runs from base 1 to 1008 and encodes 335 amino acids. NCBI's taxonomy places the organism in Eukaryota, Fungi, Ascomycota, Sordariomycetes, Thyridiales, Thyridiaceae. The record is from RefSeq and is a predicted model, not a curated record. The transcript has a single exon.
AUGCUGGAGAUGUCCGAAAACCCAAGUCUUGAGGUCUUCACUCUCAUCGGUCACGCCAUUGCAGAUGGGUUCGGGGCUGCCGACAUGUCUGGUGGAGGGAAUCAAGAGACGAUGGUGGAAGAGGUCAAGUCCCUUCUUGUCGAUCUUAUCGAGGAGAAAGCGGUCAAGUGGACUCGAUGGUUCGGUGUCGCCGCGAUGUUCACCACGGGCUGCGAUACCAUCGUUCGGGACAGCCCAGGCGGCCGAGGCCUUACCGAACUUGCCGCAUUCCAGUAUGGCGGCCUCUCGGUUCUGGCUUCAUGGCUCAAAGUGGAUCAAAGACUCCAGGUCCAAGGCAGAUUCGGCUUGCAGUGCGCCGCUGCUUCCAUCGAUGGAAUGUCGGACCACACCGGGUACCUCCAUUGCGAAGGACGCUAUUUUCCAACCGCUCCUACAACAAGCGUGGCUGAUGGAGCUUGGCAGUGGUCCGAAACUCUAGAAGAUGACGAGACCCGGGCCGAAGUGACGUCUGUCAUUUUUCGGACGGGCGUCUCGUCGUAUCGCCUGGUCUUCAUUGUGGAAACAUUUUUGGCUGGCUCGCUGAAAGCCGUUCGACCUUUCGAUCCGUCCAUGGCGCUCCUAGGUCACUGCCAUGCUAGAUGGGCGACCUGCAAUUGCACCGGAGGCGCUACCCACGAAGUACCUAGCACGGGGGCACCCCUCCAAGUUUCGAACUUUGAGACGAUACUCAGCGACUGGGACCCUCUCCGCCGGAGUGGCAUGCAGGCGUCAAAAGCAUUACGCAGCCACCUGAACAUCAACAUAGCCCUGAGCUUAUGCUACAUGGGCAGCGUUCUCCGGACAAAGGGCACCUGUGAGAACUGCGCUGUCCGUGCCGUCUCAGAGUUACCUUCCCCCGAACACCUCGCCGACACGGGUGGUAUACCCCUAAGGAUGAUUACCACGGUUGUUGGAGUUGAUUAUGGUGAUACGAACAGGCUGCUAGGCCCUGCUACUGUAGGGAUAUGA